AUGAGAAAAGCAAAUGCUAAAGUGUUUUUUGGUGCCACUUCCAAUAUUACAAGUUGUGGUUUAAGAGAAGUAGUCUGUUAUAUGGCCAAAAACAAGUAUUUUGAUGUUUAUGUUACUCCUGGUGGUGGUAUUGAAGAAGAUAUUAUAAAGUGUUUUAAACCUACAAAACUUGGAUGCUUUAAAUUAGAUGGUAAAGAAUUAAGAGAGAAUGGUUGGAAUAGAAUUGGAAAUUUAGUGAUUAAUAAUGAAAAUUAUGUUUAUUAUGAACAAUUCAUUGUUGAAUUGCUAAAUGAAUUAAUUGAUGGUUAUACACCUGAAAAUCCAAGAAUAAUUACACCAUCAGAAUUUAUUUCUUUAUUAGGAAAGAAAAUUAACAAUGAAAACAGUGUAUUAUAUUGGUGUUAUAAAAACAAUAUUAACGUUUAUUGUCCAGCUAUUACAGAUGGUUCAACAGGUGAUAUUAUUACAUUUUUUAAUAAAAGAGACUGUUUAAAGAUUGAUAUAGUCCAAGAUAUUUACAAUAUAAAUUGUGAAUGUAUGAAUUUAAAGAGAUAG
Hepatospora eriocheir is the source of this 555-nucleotide messenger RNA. NCBI's taxonomy places the organism in Eukaryota, Fungi, Microsporidia, Hepatosporidae. The record is from the annotation of a GenBank genome assembly.